AUGCCCCGACCACGCGCACGACGUCGUGAGCGACGCUCCAUUCCCCAGGGGCGCGCUUACAUCUACUCCACAUUCAACAACACGCUGGUCAGCCUGACCGACCCCGACGGAAACGUCGUGGCGUCCACCAGCGCGGGCACCGCCGGCUUCCGCGGAUCACGCAAGGGCACGGCUUUUGCCGCGCAGCGAGCCGCCGAACAGGCCGCACGUCGCGGCGUGGACAUGGGCAUGCGCAAUAUUGACGUGUACAUCAAAGGCCCUGGCUCCGGACGCGAACCCGCUAUUCGGGCUUUGCAGGGAGCGGGCCUCAACGUCAACAGCAUUCGCGACGUGACUCCCAUCCCCCACAACGGUGUCCGUCCGCCAAAGCGCCGCCGGGUCUAA
Geodia barretti is the source of this 384-nucleotide messenger RNA. NCBI's taxonomy places the organism in Eukaryota, Metazoa, Porifera, Demospongiae, Tetractinellida, Geodiidae. The record is from the annotation of a GenBank genome assembly.